AGGUGGCGCUGUGGUGCUCUGUAUACACGGCUGUCGCAACAAGAGCAAGAAAUGCGAUCGUGAUUUUCAAGUGAUGCCUUAAAAUAGCACUUAGAAGGAAGGACGGUUAUGAAAACUAUAUUCUUUUAAAUCUUACAAUAUAAAUAUCGGUUAUUUGAGACAUGUACAACUCCCUAAAGCAGGGCAAGGGGAUGUUCAAUAUUAAAUUGAACGCGUUCCACUUCUGAAGCUCCUGCUGUCAAUGCACAGAUACAUUGCCCAGAACCAAAAAAAAAAAGGAUACAUAUACACAUUAAACCAAUGUGUAAGCCCCUCCUGUAGACUUUUGGAUUAUGCAAACAUGCUAAGAAGAGUCAUCACAGAAUCACUGUGGCUGCACAGGCAGCGAGCCCAAAUUUUACCUUUACCUCUUAUUAGGUCCUGCACCUCAAAUUUUCAGCAAGAAAACAUGAAUACUGUGGACGCCCUGUACAACCUGUCUGUAGACAUCAGUAAGGUUCGAAAGAUGAAGGGUUGGGUGUUGCGACAGAAACCUGUUUACGUGUAUGAGGCCGCUGCCCUGCUGAGGAAUAUGGGGGGAAGUGAGAGGGUCAUCGCCCAUGUCUUGGAGCUCUACCCGGAGGCCAUCCUUUGUAAUCCUGAACAAAUGGAGGCACAGAGAAAGCUGUGGAUGUCAGUGUGCGCCAAACAGAAGGAUUUAUUGGGAAUCAUCGAAAAAUUCCCUGCCUCUUUUUUCACUUCAUCCUCGGAUCAUGAUAAUCAAAAAGCCAAUAUAUUGUAUUUUCAAACGCUACAUCUUAACAAGCGCAUUAUUAGUAAGCUCAUGGCCACCGCCCCACAGAGCUUCAGCCGACCUGUGAGGCAAAAUGAGGAGAUGAUUCAGAUGCUCCAGAGGACCUUUUUGGAUUUGGGUGGAACGGAGGACAAUCUAAGGGUUUGGCUUCAAAAGUUAAUCACUCAGAAUCCUUAUGUGUUACUAAAGGAUCCACAAGUUUUGCGAAAUAACUUAAUGUUCCUGCGUGAUAGGGAGUUCACAAGCAAUGAGCUCUUGCGCUUGCUUUCCAAAUUGAAAGGGUUUGUUACUGAACUGAACCCUGAAAGUAUGAGACUCACCCUGAGCUAUUCUCAGGAAAUUUUGGGAUGCACAGAUGCAGAGCUUAGGCAGAUUGUACUUGAAUGUCCAGCCUUAUUAUAUUAUUCUGUUCCUAUACUAGCUGAUCGGUUUCAAUGCCUCCUCGCUGCAGGAGUUAGUAUAAAGCAGAUCAUGGAGACGCCCACAGUGUUGGAACUGACAACCCAGAUAGUUCAAUAUCGCAUUGAGAAACUGCAUUCUUAUGGCUACGAUGUAAAAACAGGAAGCAUUCAAGUCCUCAAUGGCACCAAGAAGGACUUUGAGAAAAACUAUGGACAACUGCAUCUUCGAAGAGAGAGGCCGCUUUUUAAUCCUGUAGCACCACUUUACACAGAGGAUUAGGGAUUGUGGUGUUACAUUUCCAACAAGGUGAAGAGGUCCUAUGCUUACUGAAUAUUAACUAGCAUGUUUAUUUAUUUUUUAUGCAAUGUGCUGAAAAGAAUAAAUGAUUGAAUGCUUUGUUAA
This is a messenger RNA of Misgurnus anguillicaudatus (oriental weatherfish), 1597 nucleotides long. RefSeq names its product mitochondrial transcription termination factor 2 (gene mterf2). Gene Ontology annotation, biological process: regulation of DNA-templated transcription; termination of mitochondrial transcription. Gene Ontology annotation, cellular component: mitochondrial matrix. The record is from RefSeq and is a predicted model, not a curated record. Lineage: Eukaryota; Metazoa; Chordata; Actinopteri; Cypriniformes; Cobitidae. Gene Ontology annotation, molecular function: double-stranded DNA binding.